AUGUCCGACGGUAAAGAAGGAAAGUCUGUAAAUCCUGUGAGUAUCACAGCCCCGACGUAUAAUGAUUUGGUGUCUCUCGUUGAGCGGUUGACCACGCAGUUGAAGACGGCAGACAAUAGUGCCGCUGUUCUCGACGAACUUGGAAAAUUGAAGUCGUCACUCACCGCUAAGGUUGAGACGGACCAGAAGAAGCCUGAACCCAGAGAACCUCUCGAGUUUCGCGUGGUGUCAGACCUGGCUAAAGGCGUUGAAAAGUUCCACGGACGAGAAACCUCCGUCAUGGCUGAGGAUUGGCUGUUAGCCGUUAAAGGGUUGGCGUCCGUCAACGCGUGGCCGUUUUCAUAUACACUGCAAUACCUACGCAUGCACGUAGAAGCUGCUGCGAAGGACUGGUUCAUGGGUCGCUCGUUCUGCGAUUGGACCGACUUUGAAAAAAAAUUUAGGAAGACGUUUGUGCGUGCAUCAAGUGUGUCCGAUAGGUUGGAUCUGAUGAAAGCCCGCAAACAAGGCAAAAAUGAAGCCUUGAUGGACUAUUUCCAACCGAAGAUGCGCAUGUGUCGCGAACUGUCCCUGUCAUUGGAAGACUCGAAAGAUUAUCUCCUCCGCGGUUUGUAUGCGAGGAACUUGGCGCUGUAUGUCGUUGGUCGACGGCACGUUGAUGAGGACGAGCUACUCGAAGACAUGCUUUCGUGGGACCGGAUGAACGCGUUGCACCAACCUACGGUAGGCUUCGAACGUAAGGCGGAGUUCACGAAGACGCAAUCUGUUGUAAAGAGUUCGACUUCGUGGGGCUCACGGCCUGCCGUCCAUCCGGUACAACCAAAACCGUCCAUCGCCAGUGUGUCGUCAGGAAGUUCGGUCAACAGUGCUGCGAUGUGCUGGAAUUGUAGAACCGUUGGACAUCUCUCAAGGGACUGUCCGACGCGUCGAAGGUCUGCCACCUGCUAUGGUUGUGGUGUCGUCGGUCACAUUCGGCCGAACUGUCCGGAACGGGGCCAGUCGAGCGUGGCUGUGGUAGCACGUGAGACGAGAAGCCACCCCUACCGGAGGGUUGGGCGAAUCAAUGGCCAAGAAGUGGACGUUUUGCUUGACACGGGUUCCCAUUAUAAUUUGGUCAAGGCGAGCGUUGCCAUAAGCUGUGGUCUCUCGGUGAAGCCUACUGACAAGUCGUUGUAUGGGUUGGGCAGUACCACUAUUCCUUCCGUGCGAGCCGUCGGUAUGGCUUAUGCCGAGAUUGCUGUGGAUGAUGUGUGUCCCGGACAAGUGUCCAUGUUAGUUGUGCCAGAUACCGUGCAGCAGCCCGACGUGAUAAUAGGGCGUGAGUGGCUAGAUAUGCCCUCGGUAGAGUACCGUAAGGUCGAUGGUCAGCUGCACCUAUAUCGAGCUGAGCCGUGCUCGGGCCAGACGGAAACCACCGUUACAACUGUUGGCUGUGACGCCGAUUUUAUACAUACUGUGGAACAACAUGUGAUCCCAGCUCGUUUGCCAUUGAUGGAGGCUGAUUUUGGGUAUGUUAAACUCGAUGCAACUGCUGUUGAACGUGAAGAGCUGAUCGAACUCGUGAACGAAUACCUUGAAUGCUUCGCUAAGGACCUAGGUGAGCUAGGCUGUACGCCUUUGAUGACUGUAGAUAUCAAUGAGGUGAAGUACAGGGCCGGUCACCAGAUGACUCAUGUGGACGCCCUGUCUCGAGCUCCGGUCUCAACUGAAGAACCACCGCUGGAUGAUGUAUUGGCAGAACGGAUCGAUGUCGUUGGUGUUCUAUUGUCUGAAGAAGAAAGAGUGGCGAUGUGUCAGUCGUCAGAUGUUGACAUUGCCCGUGUCAAGUUGGACAUGAGUACAACCGGCGACACCUGCGGUGAGUUUGUCCUAAAAGGUGGGUUGCUGUAUCGACGCUACCGCGAUAAGUUGUUGUUUGUGAUGCCCAAGAGUAUGAGGAAGAGCCUUGUGGUCACCGCGCAUGACCUUAGUGGUCACCCGGCUGUAGAUAUUACUAUGGCCAAUAUAUUACAAGAUUUUUGGUUUUCCGGGAUGCGGCGCUACGUGCGAUUGCACAUUAAUGUCUGUUUUCAGUGCUUGCUGACUAAGGAUCCUCGUGGAAAGCGACCUGGCUACCUCCAUCCUAUACCUAUUGGGAAGCGGCCAUUCGACACCGUUCACAUUGAUCAUGUUGGUCCAUUUGUGACUACUCCCGACGGAUUUAAGUAUGUACUUACGAUAGUAGAUAACUUUACUAAGUUCAUUUCCUUGUACGCAGUGAAAGACACCAGUGCUGAUCAACUGAUUGAACGAGUGCAAUUAUUCGUUGAUACCUAUGGACUACCCCGUCGAUUUGUCACGGAUCGUGGGAGCUGCUACACUUCGGGUGCGUUCGAACUGUUCUGUCUGCAGCGAGGCAUUGUGCUGAUAUGGAAUUCUUCGCGCCACCCUCAAGCUAACGGCCAGGUAGAGCGCUCUCACAGUGUUGUCAUGGCAGCACUCCGAACUGCUGGAGUAGAUCCUGAUGGUUGGUCUGAGUUACUCCCUGACGUCCAGAGAGUCAUAAACAACAGUGAAAGUAAGACUACAACAAGAACACCGUUUGAAAUGUUACACGGCUAUAGGCCGCGGUUCCACUUGGGAGCUCUGCGCGGGCUAUCCACUACUGUUGAUGAUUGGACACCGCCAGAAGGAUUGCGCAUUGGAGCCCACCAAGCUAUGGAAGUUUCCAAAAGAAAAAUGAAAAUAGCAUAUGAUGCUCGACGGCAUGAUAAUACUCAUUACCAAGUGGGAGAGGUGGUCGUGAUGAAGAGGGCUCCCAACUCUACAGGAGAAUCCACCAAAUUACAAAACCGCUACAGGGGACCGUUAGUGGUUUCAGAGGUACUUCCUGGAGACAUCUAUAGAGUUACUGAUUUGUACAGUGGUCGACCAAGUAGGUUUGCUACCACAGCUCAUGUCGCUCAGUUGAAAUCCUGGAAGCUGAUUGAUGCUGAAGAAGAAGGCAGGCUUGCGGCUGAGGCCAAUGUCCCUGGAGACGCUGCCACUACUCCAGAAAUGUCAAACCAGGAUGCUGAUAGACCUGAGUCCGUUGUUGUUCAGAAGGAAGGUAGACCACGCCGUGAACCUCGUCCACCCGUCUGGCUUAAAGAUUAUGAUACUUGUUCCUAA
Macrosiphum euphorbiae (potato aphid) is the source of this 3150-nucleotide messenger RNA. Lineage: Eukaryota; Metazoa; Arthropoda; Insecta; Hemiptera; Aphididae. The record is from the annotation of a GenBank genome assembly.